This is a messenger RNA of Vanessa tameamea, 908 nucleotides long. RefSeq names its product protein krueppel-like. Gene Ontology annotation, biological process: regulation of gene expression. The coding region runs from base 3 to 908 and encodes 301 amino acids. The transcript is spliced from 2 exons. Gene Ontology annotation, cellular component: nucleus. The record is from RefSeq and is a predicted model, not a curated record. Lineage: Eukaryota; Metazoa; Arthropoda; Insecta; Lepidoptera; Nymphalidae.
AGAUGGCCUUGUCGUUGCAGUCGAAUCAGAAUUCCAGAGGAGUCUCGGUAAGAUCGCUGUCGAGUAUGCGUGAAGAGUCACUACCGAUGUUGGCGGAAAGACUGUUAGCGAGCCGAGCCGCCGCCUUAGUGGCAGGUCUACCAGCAGAACUUUAUUCAGGAGCAUUGCUAGCCGCCUGGCCGCCGUCGCCGCCUGCACCAUUAUUACCUCCACCUGCACCCGAGUUGGAGCGAGCACGCAAACGUCGACGUACACCAAAACUCGAUGAUACUUCAUCAAAUGCACCACCUUCGCCUCCAUCAUCUGGAUCUUCACCCGGAGCUACUGAUCCACCUAGAGACAAACUAUUUACAUGCAAAGUUUGCUCCAGGUCCUUCGGCUACAAACAUGUCCUUCAGAAUCAUGAACGCACGCAUACCGGUGAGAAACCGUUUGAAUGUGGCGAAUGCCACAAACGCUUUACACGUGACCAUCACUUGAAAACGCACCUUCGCCUUCAUACUGGAGAGAAACCCUACAGUUGCCCGCAUUGUCCACGUCACUUUGUACAAGUCGCUAAUCUGAGGCGACAUCUCCGCGUUCAUACUGGCGAACGUCCGUAUGCGUGCGCACGCUGUCCCGCUCGGUUUUCAGAUUCAAAUCAACUCAAAGCUCAUGCACUAGUACACGAAGGAGAUGCGCCAUUUGCAUGCCGUUGUGGUGCUAGAUUUAGGCGGCGGCAGGCCGCCGCUCUUCACCGAUGCUCAGGUAGUGGUUGUGAACCUGGCACACCGAGCCCCCCAGCAACCGUUGCGCCUGAUUGGCGCUGGGAUGAGUGGCCUGAACAAACAGAACCAGAAGACUUGUCACUUCCACGAAGACCGGCGACGCCAGAUUCGCCAACUGACUUACGCAUGCACUCUGCGUAG